This is a messenger RNA of Colletotrichum scovillei, 1116 nucleotides long. RefSeq lists its product as uncharacterized. The record is from RefSeq and is a predicted model, not a curated record. NCBI's taxonomy places the organism in Eukaryota, Fungi, Ascomycota, Sordariomycetes, Glomerellales, Glomerellaceae. The transcript is spliced from 2 exons. The coding region runs from base 1 to 1116 and encodes 371 amino acids.
AUGUGUCGCCACGUCUACAAAUACUACACGGCCUGCGGCUGCGUCCUCAACGCCCUGUUCUACCACAAGUGUGCCCACGGCUCGGCCUCGCCCCUCUGCAAGGAGGAAGACGGCAUCGUCACUCGUGAAGGCGAGACGUGCCCCUACCACACCCGCGUCGCCCGCCGCCAAGCCCGCAGUCGCCGCCGAACCAACAAAGGAGGAGGAUCUCAAGACUCGGAGAAGAAAAUCCGCACGUCCAUCGAGAAUCCCGCCACCUUCACCGGCGCAGGCAAGAAUAGCACCCCCACGAAGCUUGAGGACCGUCACAAGCUAGGCGACUUCAACGUCUUCAUCAAAGACAUUGACACAUUCCUGAAGAAACUCGCAGAGCGUGAGAAUGGUAUUCACACCAAGUCUCAGACCGAGACCCAGACUGAGCCCCAGUCUCAGCUUGCGCAAAAGUCGAAGAAGCAAGAGGACUGGACCGACGACGACGAGAAUGAUAACGCCAUCGCCCGGCGCAAGAGGCGCGACCGCCUUAAGAAGGAGUUCCGCGCCCUCGUCCGCGAAAAUGAGAAGAACAAAGAGCUCUUCGACGCGAGCGACGUCUUCAUGAGCUCCGACUGUGGCGAUGACGACGACGCCUCCGACAGCAGCAGCGAGUCGGACCCCGGCGAUGCGUAUCCUUCGCCGAUGAGCAUGAGCCCGCACCCUGGCAAUUAUGGCGACGUCUCCGAGGGCGACGAGUCGUCGGAUGCGGGUGAUGGUCGCCCUUCGUCAUCGAGCCUGCACCCUGACCAUGGACAUGUCAGCGACCUCUCUGAGACCAGCAACGAUUCGAACCAUGGUAAUACGCAGUCCUCGAUUUCAGGCUCGGUUCAUCACAGUGAACCCCUUCCGGCGUUUCUCUCGUGGGACAGGCUUCCCGAGAACUCUGAGGACAUGAAGGCGGACGAAGAGAUUGAGUAUGAGGCUGAAGAUGAGCCUGACUAUGACAGUCACGACUCGGAUAUGCCCGAUGCCGAUAAGGACGAUGAAGACUACGUUCCGGAGCCUACCUGGCCUCCCACUGGUGUUGAGUGGACCUCCAAGCUCAAGUACAUGACUGGAAUCCCCCGUCGCAACUAUCGAUGA